Triticum dicoccoides is the source of this 1062-nucleotide messenger RNA. Its product is annotated as BTB/POZ and MATH domain-containing protein 2-like. NCBI's taxonomy places the organism in Eukaryota, Viridiplantae, Streptophyta, Magnoliopsida, Poales, Poaceae. Gene Ontology annotation, molecular function: protein binding. Bases 1 to 1062 code for a protein of 353 amino acids. Gene Ontology annotation, biological process: protein ubiquitination. The record is from RefSeq and is a predicted model, not a curated record. The transcript is spliced from 5 exons.
AUGGGAAAAACUUCAGCAAGUUUUCUAUUCCCGAUCCACACAUCUUCCCAGAACAAAGUUUUGACCCCAUUCCCAACCUCUCUCCUCGUAAGGGCAACAAAGAAGUCUUUGACUUUCAUCAGCCUUGCUAGAAAUGUGAGUUACAGUCCCAACGGGGCCGAGUCCAAUAACACCGAUUACAUAUCCUUGUAUCUCACACUCGCUGAUACCAUCACUGAGGCCGAGGCCAUGAAGGCACAAGCCAAGUUCAGCUUACUCGACCGACAUGGGAAGCCGGUGCCGCUCUAUACCCAUAGUACCAUGUUAGAAGGGAGAGAGGAGUUUGCAAUCCAGAAGACUUGGGGUUUACCAAACUUCAUCAAAAGGGAGGAACUAGAGAAAUCAGAGCAUCUCAAGGACGAUUCCUUCGAUGUCAAGGUCAAUGUCACUACAAUCAUGAGCGAGUUCCAGGCGCAAGAAACACCACGCAUAGUGAUCCCACCAACACAUAAUCCCAACACGUCUGACAUGCACCGGCACUUCGGGGAUCUCCUGUCAAGCAAAGAAGGUGUCGAUGUUGAAUUCCUUGUCGGCAGGGAGAAGUUCCGGGUGCACCGGUCGGUGCUUGCAGCGCGCUCUCCAGUUAUCAGAGCUGAGUUCUUUGGUUCGAUGAAGGGGAGCACAACCAAAAAUGCCAUACACAUAGAUGACAUGGAGGCAGAGGUGUUCAGCAAUUUGCUCACUUUCAUCUACACUGAUGAUGUAAUGCCUGAUACGAAUCAAGCAGAUGAGUAUGCCAUGGCUCAGCAUUUGCUUGUCGCAGCAGAUAGGUAUAGUUUGGAGAGGCUCAGGCCGAUCUGUGAAGAUAAGCUGUGCAAUUGUAUCGAUACGAGCUCUGUGGCCACCAUAUUAGCACUGGCAGAGCAGCACCACUGCCAUGGGCUUAAGAAGGCAUGCCUGUUGUUCCUAGGCUCGUCGACGAAUCUGAAUGCGGUCAUGGAGUCCAAGGGAUUUGAGUACUUAACCAAGACCUGCCCUGCUGUUCUGAAAGAUCUCCUCAUGUUCAAGUCUGUUACUGGAUAG